Messenger RNA from Populus euphratica (Euphrates poplar), 2587 nucleotides. RefSeq names its product N-alpha-acetyltransferase 35, NatC auxiliary subunit-like. Gene Ontology annotation, cellular component: NatC complex. The record is from RefSeq and is a predicted model, not a curated record. Bases 183 to 2354 code for a protein of 723 amino acids. The transcript is spliced from 16 exons. Gene Ontology annotation, biological process: N-terminal peptidyl-methionine acetylation. Lineage: Eukaryota; Viridiplantae; Streptophyta; Magnoliopsida; Malpighiales; Salicaceae.
AGACAAGUGCCCUAAACCAGUAACCCUCCUCCUCCAUUCUUUUACUUAUAGACGCGCACUGUCCCUCGAGAUUCUCGCUCUUGGAAUCAAAACAUCGAACUCAAAAACUCUCUUACUCUCUCUGACAUCAAGGAGAGCUUAAACAUUCAUCAGCGGACUGGAAGAGCACAGGGCAAGCAUCGAUGGACCGUCACGCGCUGCAUCAACCCUCCUCUUCCUCAUCAAUUCCUGCAACUGCAAACACUAUCUGGGCUGACGCGUCUUCUCUCCUUGAAGCGGCUUGUAAAGAUUUACGCGAUGGCGAGCUAAUUCACGGUGAGAAUUUCAAUCUUUACGCUGCAAUGUCUGCUUUAGAGAUAAUGGACCCGAAGAUGGAUUCUGGUAUCGUCAACAGGUACUGUUCUGUUGAUGAAGCAAUCGAAGACGGUGUGGCGCCUGUGCCUAUUAGCUCUGACAAAACCACUGAUGUUCAGUGCAUGAUUGAUAUCAUGGACCAUCUCUUGACGUGUGAGGCAACAUGGCACAAGGGUCACUCAUUGGCACAAACUGUUUUUUCCUGCGCUUACCUUCUGAGACCAGAGAGGACAACACCACAUGCCCUACUGCAUUCUUAUUGCAAAGUCAUACGUGCAACUUGCAAGGCAGUGAUUUCAGUUGUCUCAGAUGCACGUACUCAUGAAGAAGAGGAUCUUUUUACAAUGGCUUAUGGCCUUCCCCUGAGCAGGGAUGGAGAUGAAAGGUGCUUGUCAUUGUUAAAUGCUGUUGAAGAGAAUAUUUCUCGCCAACUACGAGCUUGUAAAGCCCCUUCAUCCAAAAGAAAACCGUUAGAGGAUAUAGAGCCUUUACAACCUAAUCCUGAUCUGGAAGAAGGCUACUGCAAAGCAUUGUUAUGCCGCUUACGCUUUCGUAAGCACUUUUUCCAUGUUUUAACCUGCAUGAGGCGACCUCAAGGAAGAGGUCUAGAGUUGGCAAGAAAACAUAUAGCUUCCUGCAUUUCAGAGCUGGGAAUAAUUCUUAAAUCAGAAGAAUUCCUAAUGUCUAAUGCCUAUGGAACUUGUGAAGAUGGUACAGAAGAUAGAACAACUGCUUCUGGCCAUCAAGCUAUUGGGUUUGAUGCUAGUUUAAACAGCAGAAUUUCAGCCCCAACUCCACCACGUUCAAUUAAAAUUCUUAGUUGGAAAAAGGCCAUUGAGUAUUUUGAAAAACUUCUUCAUGAUCUAGAUAUUAUAUGUUCAUACCCACUGGACCCUUCUUUGGAAGAUCUUUUGCGCUUUGUGGCUCAAUUUCAAAAAGCACAGCCUGAUUUGGUUGCAAGAGCACAUCUCCAGCUUCUGUUGGUUCAAGAUGGAAAACUCUACGGGCGGUGUCCUAUGUUUUCUCUGAUUAUUAGAGCUGCACGUCUUCCUGAGGUCUUUCUGCACCAUGAUAUUCAGAAGAAUGAAUAUGUUGUACAGUUAGGACAGUUAGUGAUCAAUAUGCUCAAAAUUCUUUGCACAAAUGCUGCAUGGCAGAGGCGUAAACUCGGAAAGAUUUUACAAGAUUGGCGUGUUAUCUAUGUACAGCAGAUAGAGCUUGCUUUCAGAAAGGAGUUUGGAGAAGGCUCUAGCGUUUCAAAUGGCGAGAAUGCAUCAGCAAGAAUAUUAAAACACAUCCUCAUUUGGGUGGAGGAGCAAACUUAUUGGAUUUCCCAUCGAUUUCUCGUUCUGGGUUUCGAAUUAGAGCUCUAUUCUCCCAGUGAAUAUUGCAUGGUGUAUUGGUAUUUGUAUGUUGUUCUGGUCAGGCUUGCAGAGAAAACACAUCUGAAGAUGACAGUGAGCGAUGGCAGUGCUAAACAAAAGGGAAAGAAAAGAAAGGAUUCUCCAAAGGACCUGGCAAGAGACACUAGGAUUCCUCCUGCAAUCUUGUUUCUUCAAUGCCAAAUAUGUCUUGCUGAAGGACUCACACUGCUGCUUGCUGCUUUGAGGAAUGAACUGAUGGUUUUACAAUCUCCCAGCCCAUUUAAUUCUGAACAUGAGAGGUUUAUACAGCAUUUUGAACUUCUACAAAAAGCUUGUAUCCCUGAUCACAUUUCAUACCCUUCAUUCAAGGAAUCAACAUCCUGCGCCCGCUUCUCUACAUUAGUUAUGUAUAAUUAUUUCAAGGAUGCUCAGAAGAUUGCAAAGGAGGUGAGGAAUGGUUUUUCCAAUGACCCAGACAGAUUAGCUGAACUCCGCGUAUUGGAGCAGGUUGCAGAACACAAUAGUAUUGCCCUAAAUGUGAUUUGCCAGGUCGGAGCUCUUGAUCCGUCGCUCAAGGUUUCUUUUGAGUUCAUCCACCAUCCAUGUUUUGCCACUGUCGUUGUCAAGAGAUCUUGAAGGUUUAUCUUUUAAGGACGGUCAAUUUUGAAACACUAGGCACUUUAGCUAGGUGGUAUAGCAAUUGUAACAUUUUUAAUUUGUUUCUCUACAAAUUCUCUCCAUUAUUAUUAUUAUUAAUAUUAUUAUUUAUCAUUUUAUGUAGAUACCAUCAUCUCCAAAGAGAAUAAGUAGAGCAUCGUCCAUUGUCUAUUGCAUUCUAACCCCUUUUUUGGGCGGUGGUUUCCUGCUCA